AUAUAGUUAAUUAAAAUACAAAAACUAAAGCAAUCUCAACGUAGGACGUAGUUUGUGUAAUAUGUUUACUAAUAGGGAAAUUUUGCCGGAGUGGAAAUCGCGCAACUCUGAACUCACCGGCAGUAUUUAGUUGACGAUCACACCAAUCGCACGUUAACGACACCGAUACUCGCUUCAUUGACAGAUGGUAAUGAGUUUCGGUGGACGGUCGUAAAAAAAUAAUGAUAAUGUGCUGGUGCCUCUUCCGGACACGUUGUCAAUGUAAAUAAACAAAAGAAUCUCCCGCCCCCGUUGACUCACCGCAAAACGUCUUCAAGUGUGUAAAAUUAGACUGUGAUGUGCUUUGUAAAUUUUUAAUUGUCAGCAUAAAUUAUGAAUCGGUAAUUAAUUUAUAAUAGUGAUUGUUUGUGCUUUCGGUGUGUAUGCGUAACAUGAAACACUUUGAAAUCUAAACGAUGAAGUGCUCUUGAACAGCCGUGUUGGUUACAUCGCCUGCUAUGAACUCUGACGUGCAUCGUCACCAGGCGCAUCCGCCACUUGCACAGCACGGCGUCCACGCAGGCGCGCAGGGCGUGGGUCCUUGCGGUUGGUACUCCGCGUCCGCUGCGCCGGCGCCCACCGCACCCGCGAGGCUCAAGCGCUCGCAGCCCCCGCACCAACUACCGUCCGGAGGCGGUGUGAGCGGCAGUAAUGGGCCCCACGCUCCUCUCUCGCCCACUGCAUUGCAAAAUUCUAUCCAACAUAACAAUGUGAUGUCGUCGUCGGUGCGCGCGCCCGCGCCGCCCGGCCCCGCCCCCGCGAUGCACGUAUCGCAGACUGCCGUAAUUUCGAAAGGUCCCAGCGAUGUCUUGGUGAAUACGUCCAACCAGAACCCUCCGCCCGCAGCCAACAGGCUCGUUAACAUGACACAAUAUCCCUGGCACCACGGCGCGAUAUCCCGCGAGCGCGCGGAGGCGCUGCUGUCGGGCUCGCCGGACGGCGUGUUCCUCGUGCGCGAGAGCACCAACUUCCCCGGCGACCACACGCUCUGCGUGCGCUUCCGUGGACGCGUCGAGCACUAUCGAGUAAAAUGGGCGACGGCGCCGGAUAGCCAGAACCAACGGUUAACAAUCGAUGAUGAAGAAUUCUUCGACAACAUGACCGACCUCAUCCAUCAUUACCUGAAAGACGCAGACGGGCUGUGCACAAAACUAGUGCGGUGUCUACCAAAAGCGUCUCCCAAUGGUGCCAAUAAUAACAAUGUCCUCCAACCGCCGUAUUCACCGUUACCCGCUCAACCGCCACCCUACCCACCGACGCCGAGCGUGUCGAGCGCGCUGAGCUCGGGCCACUUCCAGCACGCGUACAACACGCAGGUGCCGCCCGCCGACCAGACGGACGGCGUGCAGAAGUUUGUUGAUGCUCGUUGGGUAAUAGCAGAGCGCGAUCUAGAAAUCCGCGAGAACAUUGGCAAGGGUGAAUUUGGUGACGUGAUGCUGGGCAUCCUCAACGGCACCCAGAAGGUCGCUGUCAAGAUACUGAAGGACAAGGAAGCGGCCAGCAAGUUUAGAGCGGAAGCCAGUGUUAUGGCUUCGCUAAAGCACGAGAACCUGGUGCGUCUGCUGGGCUGCGUGGUGUUCAGCUCGAACGGCAGCACGUGCAUAGUGACGGAGCACUGCGCGCAGGGCUCGCUGCUCGACUACCUGCGCAGCCGCGGCCGCCACUACGUCACGCAGAUGGAUCAGAUCAACUUUGCAUACGACGCGUGCUGCGGCAUGGAGUACCUGGAGCGGCAGCGCGUGGUGCACCGCGACCUGGCGGCGCGCAACGUGCUCAUCUCGCAGGAGGGCACGGCCAAGGUGGCGGACUUCGGGCUCGCGCGCAACGACGCCGCGCCCGACGACCCCGCCGACGCGCUGCGCGUGCAGGCCAAGCUGCCCAUCAAGUGGACCGCGCCCGAGGCGCUCAAGUACAACAAAUUCUCCAAUAAGUCCGACAUGUGGAGCUUUGGGAUUCUUUUGUGGGAGAUAUAUUCAUUUGGAAGAGUGCCAUAUCCUCGAAUUCCGCUCGCGGAGGUGGUGCGGCACGUGGAGCGCGGGUACCGCAUGGAGGCGCCCGAGGGCUGCCCGGCCGGCCCGUACGAGGUGAUGCGCGCCGCGUGGCACGCCGACCCGGCGCACCGGCCCACCUUCGCGCACACGCGCCUGCGCCUCGCCGCCAUACGCGACCAGGCGCACGCGCACCAGUGAAAAAAUUACGCAGCAGAUUGUGAGGAUUUCCAUUCUACAUAAAUUAAUGUACAAUUAUUAAAAGUGAGGGCGCUGUGAAGAUGGUAACUGUAUUUUAUAUAAUUAAAUAUUAAUAUUCUAUAUAAGUACUAAAUUAUUUUGAUAAUGUUUAAAGACACUCCCUCGCUUAAAAGUAACUCUUACCUAGGAUAGCUGAUUAAAUGGUAUGUGUCAUAGAGAGAACUUUAUCAAGUGGAGUGUAAUUUUGCUAAUACGGGGCUUUUAGUGAAGACCUUGUUAUUGAAUGACACAAACCAACAUAGUUGCGGGAAUGAGUUGAGAUCUCGUGUUAUAACAAUAAAUUGUUACAUUAACUUCUUUAUUUUAGAUACCACAAACCUAGAAGUGCAAAUUAUUUUGAUAUAAAGCAAUCUGAUAUUAUAAGAUUUUUUUAAAGUUAAAUAAUACUUUCUAUGAAAUAUAUUCACUAAUUAAUUAUUAUUAAAUAAGAGAAAUAUUACUAAUAUGCACUAAAAGCCCACUAUUUUCGAAGGCCUAAAAUUAUUCUUGGAUAUUCUUGUAUAAAUCACACUAUAUGACUACCAUACGCCUGUACUAUGGUACUGUCUAGUCAAAAUAAUGUUUGUAGUGUUGUUUGUAUCAUAUAAUUUUCCCAAUUUAAUUUAAAGUCGUAUAUAAUGGUGACUGAUCACUUCUAUCUUUAAACGUCUAUUAUGCACAUAGUUAUUUAAUUUAUAAAUAUUGUAAUUUAUAAUAUCUUAUCAGCAUUUUUAAAGAAUUUAUGAAAUAUUUGAAAUUAACUUCUACAAUAUUUUCUAUAUCAUUUCUUUUAUUGUGUGUUACAGAAUAGUGUUCCAUUCCUUAAUUAGGGACUUAAGUCUGAUUUUGUAAAUUUUCUGUGCAUUUUAGAAAAUCUUUGUCCAUUGUGAUAGAUUCGUAAUUGCACUAUGUGUCGCAGAAGUAUAUUGUGUGCAGAAGACUUGGGGUAAUGUUGCAUUCGUCAACAUAAGGUUGUGUAUUAACAUAAGAUU
This is a messenger RNA of Colias croceus (clouded yellow), 3259 nucleotides long. RefSeq names its product tyrosine-protein kinase CSK (gene Csk). The transcript has 16 exons. Lineage: Eukaryota; Metazoa; Arthropoda; Insecta; Lepidoptera; Pieridae. Bases 498 to 2228 code for a protein of 576 amino acids. The record is from RefSeq and is a predicted model, not a curated record. Gene Ontology annotation, molecular function: protein tyrosine kinase activity; ATP binding. Gene Ontology annotation, biological process: protein phosphorylation.